AUGGACUCUGACGAUAAAGUACGCGUUGUGAUUUCCAAAGACGGCUCCGAGCAGGCGGCGAUUGAAAAUGCGGUCUCAGAGAAGCCGGACAACGUUCGACGCGAUCGUCACGGAUUUCCCCUUUUGCCACAACCGACUCGUUUUCGCGACGACCCUUUGAACUGGCCAUCAUGGUUGAAAUGGCUCGUGCUCAUCCAGGUAUCGUUUCUUGCCAUGCUGGGCCCAUUCAAUUCCGCCGUCGUCAACCCUGCACUGGUGCCUCUUGCAAAGCUUUUCCACAUCCCUGUCAGCCAGGCGCCAUAUCAGACGACUUCUGUCAUCAUCUCUGUUGGAAUUUCACCUCUGUUCUGGACCCCGCUUGCUAAUGUCUAUGGGAGACGGCCGGUUUAUCUCGUCUCGACAAUCAUUGGAAUAGUUGCAACAGUCGGCAGCGGUGUCGCGAGAACAUGGCAUACUUUGAUCAUCGCUCGAGUUUUUAGCGGCGUCGGGGUUGGUGCAGCGAUGGCCCUUGGAGCGGCCACUGUCAACGAUAUGUUUUUCCUACAUGAGAGAGGCAUGAAGAUGGGCGUCUUCACCGUCUUCUUGACAAACGGUGCUCACGUCGCUCCUGUUAUUGGAGGGUUCUUGGUACAGACAGCCGGAGUUCGAUGGGCAUAUUACUUCCCCGCCAUCGUCAACGCGGUGACCUUGGUUAUCAUGAUCUUUGCUAUGCCCGAGACCCUCUUCUCCCGCUCCGAGAAGGUGCUCGCGGAACAUGAAGAGAGGACCUACAUGCAGAUGCUCUUCAGCUUCCGGCGGAAUGCGCUACGAGACCGAAGAGUCCACUUACGGGACUUUGUGCGUCCAUUUGAGAUGAUGUACUAUCCCUCGGUGACACUCACGUGUCUAUAUUACAUUGUCUCGUUCGCAUUCUCCUCAAUCCUACCAGCAGUGACGGUCGCCAUUCUCUUCACCAAGAUUUAUCACUUCAAAACUGGAGCCAUCGGGCUUAUGCUCGGACUUCCCCUUUUGAUUGGCUCAGCUCUUGGAGAGUUCUUGUCCGGACCCUUUUCGGACUGGUUCAUGUACCGCUACGCAAAGAAACAUGGAGGCGAGAGGAAACCAGAAGCGCGAUUGCCCGCGUCUCUUGGAAGCCUCCUCCUUUGCCCCACGGGGAUCAUCAUUUACGGUGUCUGCUUGUAUCACAAGACGCAUUGGAUGGGGCCCGUGAUGGGAAUGGCGAUUGCCAGUUUCGGUCUUCAGCUGGUAACGACGGUCAGCUAUGCAUAUUGCAGUGACUGCUACAAGCCGCAGUCUGGGGAAAUCAGCAGCCUGUACAACUUUUGGCGGCAGACCUUUGCGUUUCCCCUCGGGUUUUAUGCUCUCCCGUUCGCCAACGAGAUUACGAUCCAGUGGGCUUGGAUCACACUUGCCUUGCUCACCGCGGUGACAUCCAUGGGGAUCAUUGUUCUGAUGUUUAAAGGCGAAGAGUGGAGGAAACGGCUGGGUCAACCGCAGUUCCACAAGGACAUCUAA
Cladophialophora psammophila CBS 110553 is the source of this 1515-nucleotide messenger RNA. RefSeq lists its product as uncharacterized. Gene Ontology annotation, molecular function: transmembrane transporter activity. Gene Ontology annotation, biological process: transmembrane transport. The coding region runs from base 1 to 1515 and encodes 504 amino acids. Lineage: Eukaryota; Fungi; Ascomycota; Eurotiomycetes; Chaetothyriales; Herpotrichiellaceae. The transcript has 4 exons. The record is from RefSeq and is a predicted model, not a curated record.